Prunus armeniaca (apricot) is the source of this 834-nucleotide messenger RNA. The record is from the annotation of a GenBank genome assembly. NCBI's taxonomy places the organism in Eukaryota, Viridiplantae, Streptophyta, Magnoliopsida, Rosales, Rosaceae.
AUGAAGGCGGAGGUGGAUAAGCUGAGCACUAUUGGAUUCAUCAAGGAGGUGGAUUAUCCCACCUGGCUAGCCAAUGUGGUAAUGGUACGUAAACCAAGGAAGGGCUGGCGCAUGUGCGUCGACUACACAAAUCUCAAUCGGGCCUGCCCAAAGGAUAGUUUCCCCCUACCCCGCAUUGACCAGCUAGUUGACGCCACAGCUGGUCACGCCCUCCUCAGCUUCAUGGAUGCUUACUCAGGGUACAACCAGAUCUUUAUGCACCUUGAGGACCAAGCUCAUACAUCCAUCAUCACUGACCGUGGCCUUUACUGCUACAAAGUCAUGCCCUUCGGCCUCAAGAACGUCGGGACUACGUAUCAGUGUCUGGUGAACAGCAUCUUCGCUCCACUGAUUGGUAACACCAUGGAGGUUUAUGUUGAUGACAUGCUCGUCAAGAGUCGCACGGCUGACCAGCACAUCCCCAACCUCUCUGCCAUGUUCGCAAUUUUGAAGCAGUAUUGGAUAUGGCUCAACCCCACCAAGUGUGCAUUUGGGGUGGCCUCCGGCAAAUUCCUUGGCUUCAUGAUCAGCCAAAGAGGUAUUGAGGCCAACCCAGAGAAGAUCCAGGCUAUCUUGGACAUGACAAUACCCAAGACGGUCAAGGACAUUCAGAGCCUUACCGGGCGUGUCCCAGCCCUGACCAGAUUUAUCUCUAAGGCCACUGAUCGUUGCACCCCAUUCUUCAAGGCACUUAAGGGUAGCAAACGCAACAUUACCUGGACUGCUGAAUGUGACCAGGCCUUUCUGCGAGCUCAAGGCAUACAUGAGCCGAGCCCCUUUAUUGUCAACCCCUGA